Molecule: messenger RNA, 549 nt
Organism: Cotesia congregata
Lineage: Eukaryota; Metazoa; Arthropoda; Insecta; Hymenoptera; Braconidae
Source: the annotation of a GenBank genome assembly
AUGAUGAUGCCGCCGCCGCGUCUGAACUUAGAAUUAAAAUUGCCUGGGACUCAAGGGCCCGUUGGUCGCUUUCCGUGCCCUAAUCCGUUCUGCAAGAGUGUUUUCAAGGAAAAGCGGCACCUGGGGACUCACAUAAACUAUCACUGCGGAAAACCUCCGCGGUUCCAAUUUUUCCAAGGCGCCAUUUUUGCGGAGCCGUACCAACCUAGACGCCGCACUACAAUAGGCCAAUACCCGUGCCCGAAUUCAAACUGCAGAAGUGUCUUCAAUUCGUACUACAAUUUGCGAAGUCACAUAAACAAUCAUUGUGGAAAGCCUCCAAGAUUCAAGUGUCCUCACUGCGACUACCAGACAACUUGGCGGAACGAUGUCAAGAGACAUGUUAUAAACAAACAUCAAGACGCGGUUACUCCCGUUGUCGAACUCUACAAGCCGAAUUCUCAAAGAAGAGACAAAUUUAUUUGUCCGACGGAAAAUUGCUUCGAGAUUUUUAGGCACAAGAAACUUUUGAUUUAUCAUUUACAAAAUCGCUGCGGAAAUGGCUCUUAA